CCGGGUCCAGCGCACAGGCCGCCCGCGCCCGGGGUGGGCAGCGGCUCGCGCGCCCGGACGGGCCCCGCCAUGGCCACGCGCGUCCUGCUGCUCGCGCUGGCCGCGGCCCUGCAGGCGCCCCGCGCCGCCCGCGGGGUGAGCUGGGGGAGCACCUUAGCACCUGCCACCGCAGAGGCCCCGGCGAGGGACGGGGAAGGAGCUCAGGAAGUGGUCAGCAUCUCGGCCUUGAAUGGAAGCGUCUGGAACCCGAUGGAGCAACUCCACCCGCAGAAUCACCCAGAAGUACUGAAUUUCCGGAUCCAGCUGGAAAGCAGGUCCCUGAUCGUCCACCUGGAGAGAAACGACGGCCUCAUCGCCCGUGGGUUCACAGAGACACAUUACCAGCAGGACGGGACGCUGGUCUCCCUCACUCGGAACCACACGGGCCACUGCCACUACCACGGGCACGUGCGCGGCCACCCCGGCUCCAGCGUCAGCCUCAGCGCGUGCUCCGGGCUCAGGGGACUGCUGACCUUUGACAACCAGACCUACGUCUUAGCCCCGGCGGGCAGCGCCCCCAGCGGAUACGCGCUCUCGCCCGCCCAGGCCCUGUUGGGCUUCAGGGGCUCCUGCGGGUCACAUGACCACCCUGCGGACCCCCGGCAUCCACCGCCAUCCCCGACGCCGGCCAGACGGCGAAAGCGAGAGACCCUCAAGAUGACCAAGUACGUGGAGCUGGUCAUCGUCGCGGAUAACCGAGAGUUUCAGAGGCAAGGCAGAGACCUGGAGAAGGUGAAGCAGAGGCUCCUGGAAAUCGCCAACCACGUCGACAAGUUUUACAGGCCCCUGAACAUCCGCAUCGUGCUGGUGGGCGUGGAGGUGUGGACGGACAUUGACAAGUGCCCCAUCAGCCAGGACCCCUUCACCAGCCUCCACGAGUUCCUGGACUGGAGGAAGAUGAAGCUUCUGCCGAGGAAAUCCCAUGACAACGCCCAGCUCGUCAGCGGGGUCUACUUCCAAGGCACCACCAUCGGCAUGGCGCCCAUCAUGAGCAUGUGCACGGCAGAGCAGUCGGGGGGCGUCGUCAUGGACCACUCGGACAGCCCCCUGGGUGCGGCUGUCACGCUGGCGCACGAGCUGGGCCACAACUUCGGCAUGAACCAUGACACGCUGGAGCGAGGCUGCAGCUGCAGGACGGCGGCCGACAAGGGGGGCUGCAUCAUGAGCCCCUCCACCGGGUUCCCGUUCCCCAUGGCGUUCAGCAGCUGCAGCAGGAAGGACCUGGAGGCCAGCCUGGAGAAGGGCAUGGGGAUGUGCCUCUUCAACCUGCCGGAAGUGAAGCCGUCCUUCGGGGGCCAGAAGUGCGGCAACGGCUACGUGGAAGAAGGAGAGGAGUGUGACUGCGGGGAGCCGGAGGAAUGCACCAACCUUUGCUGCAACGCGUCCUCCUGCACCCUGAAGCCCGAGGCUGUGUGCGCGCACGGGCUGUGCUGUGAAGACUGCAGGCUGAAGCCCGCGGGGACGGCGUGCAGAGGCUCCGGCAACUCCUGUGACCUCCCCGAGUUCUGCACGGGCGCCAGCCCGCACUGCCCCGCCAACGUGUACCUGCACGACGGGCACCCGUGCCAGGGCGUGGACGGCUACUGCUACAACGGCGUCUGCCAGACCCACGAGCAGCAGUGCGUCACACUGUGGGGGCCAGGUGCGAAGCCCGCCCCCGGGGUCUGCUUCGAGAGAGUCAACUCAGCCGGGGACCCCUACGGCAACUGCGGCAAAGACUCCAAGAGCUCCUUCGCCAAGUGUGAGGCCAGAGAUGCUAAAUGUGGAAAAAUCCAGUGUCAAGGCGGAGCCAGCCGGCCCGUCAUCGGUACCAACGCCGUCUCCAUCGAGACGAACAUCCCGCUGCAGGAGGGAGGCAGGAUCCUGUGCCGGGGGACCCACGUGUACCUGGGCGACGACUUGCCAGACCCCGGCCUCGUGCUUGCCGGCACCAAGUGUGCAGAUGGGAAAAUCUGCCUCAGCCGCCGGUGUCAGAAUGUGACGGUCUUCGGAGUCCACACGUGUGCCCAGCAGUGCCACGGCAGAGGGGUGUGCAACAACCGGAAGAACUGCCACUGCGAGCCGCGCUGGGCGCCCCCCUUCUGCGACCGGCUGGGCUUCGGGGGCAGCACGGACAGCGGCCCCAUCCGGCAGGCAGCCGGGCACCGUGGGGAUCCUGGCGAGUGUCCUGAGCCUGCUGGCCGCGGCCUUCGUCCUGUACCUCAAGAGGGAGACGCUGGUCCGGCUGCUCUUCACAAACAAGGAGACGACCCUGGAGAAGCUCAGGUGCGUGCGCCCCCCGCGGCCGGCCAGCGGCCCCCAGUCCGGCUGGGCCCAGCUCCCCGCCCUGGGCCAGGGCCCCCUGAGGAAGCCGCCUCUGGCCAGCGCACUGCAGGACGGUCCCCGGAGACUGCUGGCCUUCUCGCACGUGGACAUCAGCGGGCCCCUCAAGGCCCCCGCCAGCCCGCAGCCCAGCCGGCCCCCGCCAGCGUUCCCGCCCCGCCAGCAGGCCGUGGGGGCACCCAGCGCCCCCGCCAGGCCCCUGCCCGUCAGCCCGGCGCUCAGGCAGGCCCAGGGAGCCCGGAAGCCAAGCCCCCCGCGGAAACCGCUGCCUGCGGACCCUCUGAGCAAGCCGGGCCGGCUCAGCAGUGCUGCGGCCAGGCCCCGGGGCCCUGCGGAUUUGGGGCUCCGCCAGCCCCCCAUCAGACCUGCCCCCAAACACCCUCUCCAGGCGCCACGCCCCGCCCCGGCCUCCAGCAAGUGAGACGCCAGCGGCCGGCCCGGCCCGCCCCAGCCCAGUUUGCACUAGCCGCGGCUCCCUGGCGUGGCCGCCGUUUCUCUACCGACUCUGACUCUUUGCCGCCUAAACCCCCUUCUCUCGGGAGCUCUGAGCUGCCGCCCGUCGGUGCGAUGGUGCUCGGUUGACCUGCUCAGGUACUUGUAAAUUAUUAAUUUAUGCGGGACGCGGCUUCGGCGGGUGCGGGUCAGAGGCGCCCCCGGAAGGCGGGGGGCUUCUCGUCCGGAGGGCGUGAGGCGGCUGGGCCCUCCCCGGGGGGGCCGUCAGCGGCGGCUCCAGCCGGCCCGAAGCCUGGGAGCCGCCCCUGACCUCAGCCAUGACCCCCGCCCGCCUCCCUCCCUGCUGCUCCUCAGAGACCCCCACACCCUGCAGCCAGGGAGUCGGGCUGCCGCAGAGCCCGCCCCCACCCCCAGGGGACGUGCAGCCCCGGAAUGCGGGUGCCAGGGCUCGGCCAGGCGCUGACCGUCCACACCUGGGCCCGUGGCCAGACCCCGCCGUCCGUUCUGUCCGCGAAACGCUCCUCUCCCGGCAAGGCCCAACUUGGGAAGACUGAGUCAGGACCCCCCGGCUGGCAGACCCGGCCCCGAGGGAAGGGGGUGGCCAGAGACCCCAGCUGCCCUUGUCAGUGCGGGCUGGUGUCCAGCCUCCGUCCUCCCACAGAGCACUUCACAGCAGGCCUGUGAAGCUUCUAGAACGCGGCGAGGAAGCUCGCCCUGCUGGUGCCCCGCCCACAGAGUGCCGUCCCGGGCAGGGGCGGGGCCCUGGGUGUGAGCACACGAGCACCACAGUCGCCGGGGCCCGGGCCCCUGGGGGCCACGACUCGCCCCGUGCCCCCGUCUCCUCCCAGGCUCAGACAGACAGACAGACACCACAUGGCUCCCAGGCUGCCCUCCCAAGGCUGCGUGCCCCCCGGGCUCCCGUCCCCUGAGCCCCCAGAGCCCCUGUGCCUUCCAGUGCAGCCCCCUGGCCCCUCAUGCCGUCGAGGCGGCUCACGGCGCCCCCUGGUGCUGGGCGGCGGCACGGCCUGCUGAGGCCUCGCUCAGGGCAGGGCAGGGGGACGGGUCCGAGCCACCCCGGCCUCCCCGCUGGGUCAGGAACUCUCUGGCCGGAGGCCACUGUCCACGCAGCCCCGCGCCCCCAGGGGCAACACGCCCAGGCCCUUCUCAGGAGCGGGGGUCCCCUCGGCACUGCCCGGGAAGGCCCCAGCACCCCAAGUUUACGAAGCAUGCUGAGCCAGCGAGACCCGCCCCAGCCGCCCCGCGCCUGAGCAGCCGGACACUGUCCUCCCGGCGUCACGCCACCCUGCGGGCGUCCCACGGCUGGGGACAGGCCGCUCCGGGCCCCAGGGGCUCCCGCACACCCAGCCUCCCCCCCCCCCCACAUCAGGGUGGGCCCCCGGGGGCCCCAAGUCCCUCGUCUCCGGAGCCGGAGCACAGGGCUCCCCGCAGACGCCCGCCCCCAGACCUUGGUCUAUGCAGCCACCGGGUGCCCGGCCCUCCCGCCCGCUGCUGCCGCCCAGUGGGCCGGGGACGCCCACACCCCCUCUGUGCCUCAGGAGGUCCCAGGAAGGCGCCCCCCCUUUCCUAAGGAAGUGACCUCACCAGCAGAACCAGGGGAAGCACCGCGACCACCAGCCACACUGCCCACUCACACUGUACGCAGUGACCAUCAUAGUCACACUGUCCAGUCAUACAGUGGCCAUCGGUCCCACUGUCCACUCACUAUACACAGUGACCACCAGCCACACUGUCCAGCCGUCGGCAGUCCAGGUCAGCCUGGAGUGGGCGGGCAGGGCCAGCCACACUCAGCCCGUCCUCCCGGGGGCCCCGUGCCCGGCGCUCUCCGUCCUCCCCGUCCUCCGCCCUCGGUCCAGCGUCUCUUCCACCCGCCGAAGCACACAGGAGCGUCUCAGCUGUGCGGCCGGGGGCCGGCGGGGGCUCCCCCAGGCGGGCACAGGCGACCCCUCGGCGGGUGCUGGCCGGCCCAAGCUGCCCUCCCGCGAGCAGGCGUGGGUCUCUGUCGCGUUCCCGUGGCCCGGGAGGUCACAGCGGUCACUUCUGUACGCGUUUCUCUGCCCGGCUUCUACAGGAAAACACGACUGGCUGUUUCUGGAGGGAAAAGUCAUUGUUACGAAUAUUAUAUCCAAUAAACG
Messenger RNA from Sorex araneus (European shrew), 4967 nucleotides. It is a transcript of the gene ADAM12, whose product is annotated as ADAM metallopeptidase domain 12. NCBI's taxonomy places the organism in Eukaryota, Metazoa, Chordata, Mammalia, Eulipotyphla, Soricidae. The record is from RefSeq and is a predicted model, not a curated record. Gene Ontology annotation, biological process: proteolysis. The coding region runs from base 70 to 2943 and encodes 957 amino acids. The transcript is spliced from 23 exons. Gene Ontology annotation, molecular function: metalloendopeptidase activity.